AUGGUAACACCAUACGCUCUAGGAGCCGAUGUCAAAGGUACUCAUCAUGUAGGGCCUGUAGCACUGCAAAGCCCAAGAAGAUGGCCGCAGCAAAGGCUUGUACUGGCUGCGGGCCUCGGGUUGUUCUUGUAUGGACUUUACCACGGUGCCUGGCUGCCAACCGGAGCAUUAGAUUCACCGCUGAACCCGAUCAAGCGAGCCUUCAACUGGGAUGAGGUCUAUGCCAAGCCAGGACUGGAGUAUGAAGACUGCUACGCUGAGUUCAACGAUGGUGUACCACUACAAUGUGCCAGACUUGAGCUACCUAUGGACUAUUGGAACGGAACCACGAAUGCUACCAUUGGACUGGCCGUAGUCCGAAAGCCUGCCAGAGUACCCGUGAGCCAUCCUCAAUAUGGUGGAGCAGUCUUACUGAAUCCGGGCGGCCCUGGUGGCUCCGGUAUUGGCCUUCUAGUGGGUGGCGGCGACGCCAUCCGAAGCAAGAUUGACACGAUCAAGGCUGGCGAGGGCAAGUACUUUGAUCUCAUCUCGUUCGAUCCCAGAGGCGUGGGUGUGACGCAGCCGCCUGUUCAGUGCAUCACAAAUCCAGCAUUGGCACAUACUUGGCAGGUCCGUUUGAUGGAAGAAGGCGUGUACGAGGCCAGCGAUGCCGCUAUAGGACGUCUCUGGUCGAUGAAUCAAGCCCUCUCGGCAAGCUGCUCUCUUCCAUUACCAUAUGGCAUCCCUGACAUUCGCGAGUACGUUUCGACCGCGUCAGUGGCGAGGGACAUGUUAGAGAUCACGGAGCGGCAUGGACAGUGGCGAGAGAAACAAGCGAAAAUUCUGGUCGACACUAUCUGCUGUGGAAAUUCUAAGCGGCCCACAGCCCAACAGUCUGACCACGAUAUCGUGCAGCGCACCCGCUACCAAGCGGGUACGGAAAUGCUCCAGUAUUGGGGCUUCAGCUACGGCUCAUACCUCGGCAAUACCUUCGCGGCCAUGUUCCCGGAUCGUGUUGGCAGACUUAUCGUUGACGGUGUGGUCGAUGCUUACAACUACAAACGAACGCUCUGGAGCGACAACUUACUCGACACCGAGUUGGACUGGAACCAGUUCUCCUACCAUUGUGCUCGGGUGGGCUUUCCUACCUGUUUGCUCGCGAAUGAAACUGGCGAGACUGCAGCCGAAGGUGUACGACACCGAGUGCUCAACAUAACGCAGAGCCUUUAUCACAACCCACUCCCCGUAAUUGGCCCCAAGCCGGAGGUCAUCACUUACAGCGAUGUGAAGGGACUGAUAUUUGCGGCGCUCUACACUCCUAUCCAGGCUUUCCCAUACGUGGCAUACUUGCUUGCGGGUGUGGAGCAAGGCAACGGGACCGAAUUUGCCAGAUUGCUGUCAAUCUACCACGACUUCCAGUGCCCGAAGGAAGAAGCGCUCAUGCAAAACAUUAUUCCGUUGCGUAAUAAAAGCUCAGGACCGUUGGGUCCAGAUGCUACACGUGCCAUUGCUUGCUCAGACGGGGACGAUCAGAGUUGGGUCAAUCGCACGGUCUUCGACAAAUAUGUGAAAGAGCUCAACAAGUCUUCUCCGACGCUUGGUUCAUUAUGGAGCGGUUUACGUCUGGCAUGUAUUCAUUACUCCGUUCGGGCACAUCACCGCUUUGAAGGCCCAUGGAAGGCCAAGACGGCGCAUCCUCUGCUCUUGAUCGGAAACACAGCAGAUCCUGUGACUCCUGUAAAGCACGCCAUUAAUAUGGCUAAGGGUUUCGAAGGCGCCGUAGCCCUGACUCAAGACUCUGCCGGGCAUUGCUCGCUCAGCACUUUCAGCAACUGCACAGUGCAUCAUGUCAGACAGUACUUCCAGACCGGUAUACUGCCUCCACCCAACACUACUUGCACUGCAGACGAAGUCCCAUUUGGGUCCAGGCCGGGCGAGCUUUGCACGGACAGUCUUGAGACUCUCGAAGCGAAAAAGCAACACGAAGUGCUUGCUACGGCACUACAUCGGUCGGGGAUGUCACGCGCGGGUACAUCCAUGGUAGCAGACGUGGCCUGGCCCUGGCAGGGAUAG
Messenger RNA from Recurvomyces mirabilis, 2052 nucleotides. RefSeq lists its product as uncharacterized. Lineage: Eukaryota; Fungi; Ascomycota; Dothideomycetes; Mycosphaerellales; Teratosphaeriaceae. The record is from RefSeq and is a predicted model, not a curated record. The coding region runs from base 1 to 2052 and encodes 683 amino acids. The transcript is spliced from 3 exons.